Messenger RNA from Oncorhynchus tshawytscha (Chinook salmon), 1175 nucleotides. RefSeq names its product calcitonin gene-related peptide. The record is from RefSeq and is a predicted model, not a curated record. The coding region runs from base 99 to 488 and encodes 129 amino acids. NCBI's taxonomy places the organism in Eukaryota, Metazoa, Chordata, Actinopteri, Salmoniformes, Salmonidae. The transcript has 5 exons. Gene Ontology annotation, cellular component: extracellular region. Gene Ontology annotation, molecular function: calcitonin receptor binding; hormone activity.
ACAACCAAGAGUUGGUCUUCAAGUUGAGAGAAGUCAACUUAGGCGUUUCAUAUAAAGCUAUAUAUUUUUUUGCCCGUUGAUUAACACGAAAGGGAACCAUGGUUAUGUUGAAGAUUUCUGCUUUCCUUGUUGCUUAUGCCCUGGUCAUUUGCCAGAUGUACAGCUCACAAGCAGCCCCCUCCAGACCGGGCAUAGAGUCCAUGACAGACCGAGUCACCCUUACGGACUACGAGGCAAGGAGGUUACUCAACGCCAUAGUCAAGGAGUUUGUGCAGAUGACAGCCGAAGAGCUGGAGCAGCAAGAUAAUGAAGGCAACGAAGGCAAUAGCGUUACAGCACAGAAGCGAGCCUGCAACACGGCCACCUGCGUGACUCAUCGCCUGGCAGACUUCCUGAGCCGGUCGGGGGGCAUGGGCAACAGUAACUUUGUCCCCACCAAUGUGGGCUCCAAGGCUUUCGGCCGGCGGAGGAGAAACACCCAGAUAUGAACAUUCUGACAACCUUCAUGGAGGUUGAUCCUUCUUAACGCGAUGACAUCAGAACAUAUCAGGAGGAAAACAACAAAACAAACAAAGAGAAAAAACACACUGGCCCCUUCAUCCACCCCCCACAUCUACAGAAAUAAACCCCUUCCGAUAUUAGGACUCCUCCCCUCAAUACCAUAAUGUUAUGAAACUUUAAUUUAGCUUUUGGCAAACCAGAGAAAAAAAGGGGGAGAAUGACAGCAACCUCCAUUAUGUACAUUGACAGCUGAAUCCCCAAAUCCCCAAGAAAAUUUCCAGAUUCCUUUAUUAUUUUUUUUACAUGAAAUUCAUUUAAAAUGAAUUGUAAAAAAGCACCAGUGCUUAUUUAUUAUGAUUUAUUCUGUCUAUAGAGCACAUUUGUACCAUGUGAACCAUUCUCCCCGUCACUCAUCCCUCCCUGUCCCCACCGGCACCUGUUUGUUGUGCUGUGCCCUGCAGGGAUCGACAUUAAAGAUCAGCCUUCCCUAGGCUCCCUCACAACGGCUGUGUCUUGUGCCUUGAUGUAAAACACUUUACAUCACAUGACUGUAUAGUAUGUAUCAAGAUUAUAAGAAGACCAUGAAGAGAAUGACACCGGAAAAAAAAAUAUUAAAGAGAUUAAUAUUGUAACAAUUGUGAAUUUCAGCAAGAUUAAAAUGUAUUUUAGAUACA